UUUUCCCACGGAAGUAUCCUCCCAUUUUCCAUAGGUUUCGCAAGGUUUGCAUUGACGGUAGUGUGCGUUUCUCUGUUGGAAGAAUUUAGUCGUUUUGGCAUGAAAUUCGUGUACAGCAGUAUUUGAAUUUUUGGAGGCAUGUCCAAGAAAAGGGGCAGAAAGCGGAGUAGCGGGGAGCUGAGUGACACCACAGUGAUGACCCCUGACCCCAACAGUCUCCUGGGAGUGAGAAUACAACACACCUGGAGGGAGAAGGGCAACCAGAGCAAAUGGAAAGGCACCGUCCUGGACCGUCUCAAUGUCAACCCCUCACUAUUCAUGGUCAAGUACGACGGGUUUGACUGUGUCUACGGCAUCGAGCUAUUCAAGGACGAAAGGGUGUCUAAUCUACAGGUUCUCACAGAUAAACUUGUCAACAACAAGAUCAAGGUUCCUCACGGGGCAGAGGAUUUGGUAGGCAAAGCAGUGGAGCACCUUUUUGAGAAGGAGGAUGGAGAGAAGAACGAGUGGCGAGGCAUGGUCCUCUCCAGGGCUCCCAUUAUGACUAACUGGUAUUACAUCACCUAUGAGAAGGACCCAGUGCUAUACAUGUACCAGCUGUGGGACGACUAUGCCGAGGGAGAUCUCAGGAUCUUACCUGAAGCAGAAAAUAAGCACUUGCUUCCGGCCGACCGAAAGCCAGGCGAGGAGACUGAGAGUCUUGUGGGGAAGCAGGUGGAGUAUGUUACUGACAAAGGUGUGAAGCGAACAGGCCUGGUGAUCUACCAAGUCCCUGCCAAGCCCUCCGUAUACUACAUCAAAUACGACGAUGACUUUCACAUCCAUGUCUACGACCUGGUCAAGACCACAUAGGACACUUGUUUACUCACUCCAUCGCUUACUUUUCACUUAUCCUCCUCUCUCUAUCUCUCGAACUACCUAAAGGCCCUGGAGGGUUUAACAGUUAUGCUUUGUCAUUCAGAAAGUGCAAUCUAUUAGUCCACAUUGAAUCUAGUUCUAUGAUAUGCACAGCAGAACUGUAGCAAUGAUAUUGUAGGCCACUAGGAGGAGGGUGGGAACGUGUACCCUUGGAAGGACCUUUUUACCCUCCCCACUUCUUUGGUUACCCCAUUUCCUGGUUGUGCUCCACUGUAGACUCACAUCUUGGACAGUCCAGGAGUGCAUCUUGCCCUAUGACAGACUCACAUCUUGGACAGUCCAGGAGUACACCUUGCCCUAUGACAGACUUACAGUAUAGUGCAAGAAUGACCACAUUUCAAUUGUUUCCCACAUCCUGAUGCUUUAUUCAAAGCAGAACUGAAUUAUAUAUUAUAAAACUAAAAGCUGGCCCCAGUAGCCAUUCAUAUUUGGUCCUUGAAUGGCCAAACAGCGAGCAUGAUGUAUAAGUGAAUCUUUGUAGAGACUAGUUUGAGCUGUUAUGUUCAGUAAAGUGUUAGCUUUGAAAGUGAAAUGCAGUAAGCUGUGAUGCCCAUGAAAGCAUCAUUACAUUUUUUUGUUGUCUUUAUCAAUAGGCAACUAACUUUGUUUGAUUUGUCAGUCAGUUCAUAGACAAUCAUUCCUUGAUAAACCCACAGUGCUAUCAUUGGAUUCAUAGCACUGGGUUGCACUGGCCUAGGAGUAGUGUAUAGCAGUGUCUCCCAACUCCAGUCCUCGAGUACCCCUAACAGCACACCAUUUUGUUGUUGGCCCGAACAACCUCACCUGAUUCAACUCAUUGAGGGCUUGAUGAUUAGUUAACCAUUGGAAUCUGUGUGCUUAUCCAGGGCUACAACAAAAAUGUUUGCUGUUGGGGUUAUUGGACAACUGGAGUUGAGAAGCACUGCUGUGUGGUGAUGGUUCAAACACUAUUUUGAACUGCCUAAUAUGGCCAGGAGUUUUUCUUGACCACACAACCUGAUGACUUGUCCAGAUCAGGAAAACUCCUGGCCCUAACAAUACCUGACCUGUUCAAAACAUCAUCAGACUGUAUGAUAAGCUUGAGUAGAAUAGAGGCAGGACUUUACACUACAUUCUGAUGUUCAAUAGAAAACAAACAAGCAUCAUAAAGUGCCUUCAGGCUGAUCAUGUUGUUGCUAACCUCUCACAAUUUUAUUCUGUUUAAUGUUAAAGCCACUAUUUGGUCAGUAUUAGUAAAAGUAAAAAAUGCUUGAAAGAAACAAACGUGUCAAAGACUGAGUGAAGAGGUUGUUGCUAUUGUCGGUUUGUAUUAGAGAAUAUGUGCAAUGUUGGCAGUUACUGCAGUAUACAAUAAUUUCCCCCAAUAUAACAUCCAUGGCCACAACAAGUGGUAUAUUGUAGCAAUGGUAAACCAUAAUGGUAAAACGCAUGGAGAAAAUAAAUCAUUUAUAACACGGCAUACAGUAUUUAAUCUGUAACUUUAGAUUGUGUUGUAAAUGUAUGCUGUUGUGAUUACUCCCUUUAUAUUGUAAAUAUCCCAUUGAAACACCAGCUUUAAAACCCAUCUACAAAUCUCACCUAGAGAAAUGCAGCAAAGACAUCUUCCAAAAAAUCCUUAGGCCUGGUCUCUUGAGGAAAAAUACAAGUUUUCACUUUUUAAUCUUAUUUUAAAGAUUUGAGAGUUACACUCCAUAAUGUAAUCCCAGGAAGUCCAAAACUCAAAUGGACUGGCUAGGAGAAUUCAGAUUUACAGUCUCCUGUCCUACUCACCACUCCAGGGUAUUCAGUCUAUCUUUUUACACAGUACAUUAGUCCAUGGUGCAUAGGGGUCAUUGUACUUAGGCUGUGUUUAGACAGGCAGCACAAUUCUGAUCUUGUUUUUCACGAAUUGGUCUUUUGACCAAUCAGAUUAUCUCUGAAAAAGAUCUGAAAGGAUCUGAUGUGAAAAGUCCAAUUAGCAGGAAAAAAAUACUGAAUUGGGCUGCCAGUAUAAAUGUAGCCUUUUAUUGUCAGAUUUGCAUGCAUAACUUGAAUGCAACCAAGCAUAUUAGUUAUGACAGUUGCAGAGGUAUAAUAUGAUAUAUCUGGAAGAUAAUUUUGUGGCAGUCUUUGCAGUCCAAUUUUAGUAAAAUGUUUAGCUAGAAAAUGUGACUGUAAAAAAACUAAAUUGUCAGGGCCUAUCUAUAGACGGGUUAGCUGACGUCAUGAAAACGAUGUGCACGCUUCAAUGGGGCAGAAGACAGUGUGUUGUGAUUCUGGAUGGUCAGAUAGCUAGCAACAAUGACAAGAACCUGCCACGUUUGGAAUCCGUAGGUGGCUCGUUUUAUCUAGUUCUUGAUACCAUGUCUUGUUUUGAGGCGUUUUGACUGAUUCACAUCUAUGCUAAUAUUCUGUAACGUUAUAUUUGAGGGACAAGUGUAUGGGGUCAAUUUCACGCUAUAUGUAUUGAAUUCAAAAUAAAAUAAAUGUGAACAUGAAAAAUAAAGUUGAGAAUGUUAACAUAUUUUCGAGAACUGGUGAAAUAAUAGAUGUUGCUCAAAAACCAAACAAUUGAAAGCAAAAUGUAUAGAAUUGUAAACAAAAAUACAUCAAAAACUUUUAAGCAAAUAAUUUUAAAGCGAGAGCAAAAACUCUAAGACAAAUUCUAUAUAUUAUAAUAAUUCUAUAUAUAUUUUUUUUUAUUUAUUUGAAAACUAAUGCAAAAAUAGUUUUCGGGUAAAUGUUCAACCAAUCCUGUUGAAUACAUUUUGCCUACGCUCUUGCCUGCAUGUGCCACCUUUUUGUUGCACAACUCGUAUCUUUUUCGAUGUCUGUUUCUUUGCUUUCACUACCAGUCUUUUCGAUUGCAAUUUUUGGCAUUAUUUUUCCGUGAAGGGCAGGAUUUAGAGGGAUGCGUAGACAAUGAGUCUCCAUUGGUUCACUAGUUUUGGAGUGACGGUUCGUCUUAACCCAAUCAAUGAACAUGAUAGACAGGCUUUUUUUUCUAUUGCCUACUUAGGUAGACGGUCUGACGUCACCUGGUUUUAGUUAACGUACUUCAAAAUUGUCCGUCACGGGUAAAUAAUCUACGGAUAUUAGAAGCAUGUCUAUCUAAUACAUUUAAUGACAAACCAUCUAACUACUUAGGUAAACAUAUGACUUACCUGUUGCACAACGUUCGGCACAGGUGUUGGUAACUGGUUCGCCAUACACCUGCACCGAACGUUAUGCAACAGGUAAGUCAUAUGUUUACCUAAGUAGUUAGAUGGUUUGUCAUUAAAUGUAUUAGAUAGACAUGCUUCUAAUAUCCGUACAUUAUUGAGCUGCGACUGACAAUUUUGAAGUACGUUAACUAAAACCAGGUGACGUUAGACCGUAUACUUACAGGCUUUUUUUCUAUUACCUAAUUAUCAUGUUCAUUGAUUGGGUUAAGACGAACCGUCAUUCCAAAACUAGUGGACCAAUGGAGACUCAUUGUCUACACCUCCCUUUAAACCACGCCCUUCGCGGAAAAAUAAUUUCAAAACUCGCAAUCGAAAAGACUGGCAGUGAAAGCAAAAGAAACAGCCAACAUAAGCAAAGAUGCGAGUAGUGUAACCAACAGGUAGUACAUGCAGGCAAGAGCGUAGGCAAAAUGUAUUCAACAGGAUUGGUUGCUAGGAAAGCUGAACUGAAAACGAUUUUUGCAUUCGUUUUCAAAUGUAUAUAUUUUUUUACCAUUUGUCAUAGAGUUAUCCUCUCGCUUUAAAAUAAUUUGCUUUCAAGUUUUUGGGUUUUGCUUCCGUCUUAUUUUUGUUUACAAUUCUAUACACUUUGCUUUCAAUUGAUUGGUUUUUGAUUUCAACAUCCAUUAUUUCACCUGUCCUCAAAAACAUGUUUACAUUCUCAACUUUAUUUUUCAUGUUCACGAUAUAUUUGAUUUUGAAUUCAAUACAUAAGGAGUGAAAUUGACCCCAUACAAGUGCUCAUUGUUCACAUGUUCACGUGUCGGUUUUGUUGCUAAACAACCAACCUCUCAAUGCUACUUGUAUCACCACCAUUUGUGUUGUGGUGUUUCUAUGUACAGUAAAAUGAAACUCCAAAAGAUUGUGAGCA
Molecule: messenger RNA, 4971 nt
Organism: Oncorhynchus tshawytscha (Chinook salmon)
Lineage: Eukaryota; Metazoa; Chordata; Actinopteri; Salmoniformes; Salmonidae
Product: spindlin-Z
Exons: 5
Coding region: 139-852 (237 amino acids)
Biological process (GO): gamete generation
Source: RefSeq, a predicted model, not a curated record